Messenger RNA from Macrobrachium nipponense, 2094 nucleotides. RefSeq lists its product as uncharacterized. Bases 160 to 1428 code for a protein of 422 amino acids. Gene Ontology annotation, molecular function: N,N-dimethylaniline monooxygenase activity; NADP binding; flavin adenine dinucleotide binding. The record is from RefSeq and is a predicted model, not a curated record. The transcript has 8 exons. Lineage: Eukaryota; Metazoa; Arthropoda; Malacostraca; Decapoda; Palaemonidae.
GAGAGAGACAGAGACACGUCGUAAUUUUCCAUGACGUGGAACGCCCCCCUCCCCCUUCUACCAAGAGUAUACUAUAUAUAAAGACGAAGACUAGUCAACCAGCCAUUUCACAUCGGCCCCGGCUGCUACGACCUUCACCGAGCGCUCACAGAUACAGCUAUGAAGACUGUCGGGAUUAUUGGCUGUGGAGCGGCUGGACUCUGCGCUGCUCGACAGGUUCUAGCAACCGGGAAAUUCGUACCGAUAGUAUGGGAACAAUCAUCGGGCGUUGGAGGAACCUGGAGGUAUAAUCCAGACACAGGAAAAGACGAGAAUGGCUUGCCUAUCCACUCGAGCAUGUAUAAAAAUCUCAAAACAAACCUGCCCAAGGAAGUUAUGGGAUUUCCUGACUUCCCAUUUCCCAAAGGAGGAGAGUCCUUCGUCCACCACACCAAAGUUGUAGAGUACCUUCAGGAUUAUGCAGACCAUUUCAACCUUGAACCCAGGAUAAAGUUCGAACAUUUCGUCGAAAAGGUCGAGCCUUUGGAGCAGAAGGAUGGAUUCCCACAAUGGGCCGUCACGGUGAAGGAUCUGAAAGAGGGCACCUCCUCCCAGACCAUUUGCCAGGCUAUCAUCGUCUGUAACGGCCAUUACUCCAUUCCUCGGAUGCCUACUCUUCCGGGAAUAGAAGACUUCAAGGGACGCCAGAUGCACAGUCAUAAUUACAGAGAACCAACCCCCUUCGCAGGAGCGACUGUGCUGGUUUUGGGUGGCGGGGCUUCCGGCAUUGACAUAUCUCUGGAGAUUUCCACAGUAGCUAAACAGGUUAUCCUGUCGCACAACUUGCCUUCGCCACUCAAAUCCGAAUUGCCUGCAAAUAUGAAACAGGUGAAAGGCGCAGUGAAAGCUUCCAGCGACGGAUUCACUCUCAUCGACGGGACAUUUGUAGAGGCCGAUUUCAUCCUUUAUUGCACCGGUUAUCAUUAUUCCUUCCCCUUCCUGGACGAUGACUGUGGUAUCCAGAUCGAGAAUAACCAAGUCAGACCUCUCUACAAACAUCUCAUCAACGCCAAAAUGCCCUCCAUGGCAUUUCUAGGAGUUCCCUUCCAAAUAUGCCCCUUCCCAUUCUUUGACUUCCAGUCACGCUUCUUCAUGAAAGUCAUGACGGGGGAACUAGCCCUUCCAGACAAAAGCCAGAUGGAGGCCGAAAUUGAAGAUGAAAGAGAAGGGAGACUAAGCAGCGGCGUCCCUUCCAAGCACUUCCACAACAUGAGCACGACGCAGUGGCAGUACGCGAAAGACAUGUCGGUUCUGGCAGACUUGGAGUACACCGAUCCUGUCAUCGAGAAGCUCUUCACCUAUGUCAGACAGACGAGAAAUCAGACGCUGCAGACUUACAAACAGGCGAGAUACGUCAUCACGGGACCGGAAACGUUCGAGAGCUGUUAAGAAUUAAAAGACCUGUUGUUUCUGAUGAAGUCGGCAUAGUAUGCUGGUUUGUUUCUUGCUCUUGGGGCAGUUGAUUGGUACUAGGCCUAUAGCAAGAUCCCCUAAAGCAUUCGACAGGUAUUAGGCCUAUAGCAAAAACCCCCUAGAGCAUUCGAUAGAUACUAGGCCUAUAGCAAGAUCCCCUAGAGCAUUCUAUAGGUACUAGGCCUAUUGCAAUAUCCCCUAGAGCAGUCGAUAGGUACUAGACCUAUAAUGUUUCACUCAAAUACAAACCAGGAAUAAGCCGCCUCAGGCAUUCUCGAGAAUAUUUUAACCCCAGCUACUGUAGCCAAGCAUCAGCUUUCAAAGAAAAUUUCACUGCAUUUCUCUAGUGUUGAAAAGUACAAAACAUCCCAAGGCAUGGAUCAUCCGAGCUUCAAAGGUCUUUUGUCAAGUGGUCCAAUGAUUUUUUUUUUUUACAAUUAUUUAUGAAAUAUGCAAAACGUUUUGUUCUGUCGGACUCAUAUGAGAAACAUCAUAGUCGUCUUCAUGUUACAAUGAGCGUUGUCAUAAUUUUUCUAGCCUGCAUAUGAUAAUGUUUUAAAUAUAUAUGUAUAUCACUGUACUAAAAUACAAAUCUCCCAAAACUACCUAAUUAUUAAUAAAUAAAUAAUUUUCAGUUAUUCA